ACCCUAAACCCUCAACCGAAAAAACGUUGUGUUGUAAUCGUCUGCUGCUCCGCACCACAUCCCCACUCCGUAAUAGAGACGAGCCGCUGUCCGUCUCUCCCUACUCUCCCUCUCUCUCUCCGCCGCGGCCACCGCCAGCCGUACCUCCUGUCACGAGUUCCUCCCGUCUAACUAUCCUCUCCAAACCACCACCGAUUUAAUCCCGAGAAUCUCAUUCCUUCCGGUUCCAUGGCGUACGACGGAGGCAAACUCAAGUCGACCUCCAUCAAUGGUGUCAAGAUGUACAGCGUUGCUUCCCAGCAACGCUCUCUCGCCACCUGGCUUAACCCUAAGAAGCGUCGAGCUCUUCGCAAAGACCAAAACUAUAUGCAAAGAGUGGACUUGAUCCAGGAUCUGAGGUUUGAAACUGCAACAACCAAAAUCAAGGCAACUCCUGAUGGAGAGUUUCUAAUUGCAGCAGGUAUUUACCCACCACAAGUCAAAGUUUAUGAGCUGAGGGAACUUUCACUCAAGUUUGAAAGGCACUUGGACUCAGAGAUAAUUGAUUUUCAGGUUUUGGCCGAUGAUUAUUCAAAGCUUGCGUUUUUGUGUGCUGACCGUUCUGUUUAUCUACAUGCGAAAUAUGGAAAGCAUUACAGUUUGCGGAUUCCAAGAAUGGGAAGGGAUCUUGCAUAUGAUUGCUGGUCUUGUGACUUGCUUUGUGCUGCCUCUUCUCCAGAAUUAUACAGGAUUAAUUUGGAACAGGGGCGAUUCCUCUCUUCCCUUAGCACACAAUCGCCUGCACUAAAUAUAGUUUCUCGGAGCAAGCUUCAUGGUCUUGUUGCUUGUGGUGGUGAGGAUGGUGCCGUGGAAUGUUUUGACUUGAGAAUGAAAUCUUCAGUUGGCAGGAUUAAUGCUGUCGCACCCGCUGGUGACUUUGACCAGGAAGUCACUGCAUUAGAGUUUGAUGAAAAAACGGGUUUCCAAUUGGCUGUUGGAAGCAGUGGUGGAAAGGUGUUCAUCUAUGACUUGCGCUCAUCACAUCCUAUACAGGUUAAGGAUCACAUGUAUGGUAGCCCGAUAUUAGACAUUAAAUGGCAUCAAACUCUAAACUCUGAGGGGCCAAAGUUGAUUACCACUGAUAAUCAUAUUGUUAGAAUAUGGGAUCCUGACACGGGUGAAGGCAUGACCAGCAUUGAGCCAACGGCUGGCACAAUUAAUGAUAUUUGUACAUUCCCUGGCAGUGGGUUGAUGUUGCUUGCUCUGGACUGCAGUCAGAUUCCAUCUUAUUUUAUACCUGAACUUGGACCUGCUCCGAAUUGGUGUUCUUACCUGCAAAACCUUACUGAGGAGCUAGAGGAGGGUGAACAGACUACCAUUUAUGAUGAUUUCAAAUUUUUGACAAAAGAAGACCUCGAGAGGUUGAAGUUGACUGGUCUCAUUGGGACCAGUCUACUUCGAGCUUACAUGCAUGGGUUUUUUAUUGAUUAUCGGUUAUAUAAAAAGGCAAAAGCUUUGGCAGAGCCUUUUGAUUAUACUGAAUACAGAGAACAGCGGAAACGAGAGAUGCUAGAGAAAGAACUUGCAGGAGAGCGAAUUACGAUUAAGAGGAAAUUGCCCAAGGUCAAUCGAACUCUUGCAAAGAGUAUUCUUGAUAAUGAAGAUGCUGAGAACGAAAUUAAUGUUGAUGACAAUGAGACUAAGAAGCCAGCCAAGAAAAAGAAGGCACUUGCUAGUGAUAUUCUCAAAGACGAGCGGUUUGGAAAAAUGUUUGAAAAUGAGGAUUUUGAAAUUGAUGAGUUCUCGCAAGAGUAUAGGGCUCUACACCCUAUGCCUUCUACGAAGCAACCAUCUUUGGUAGAGGAACAUUUCAGACCUUCCAUGGAGGAUAAUGAUCCGGACUUGAGUGAUUCUGAUGCCUCAGCGACAUCUUUGGAUGAGCCUGGCCACGAAAACAGUAAACUGAGAAUGAAGGGACGAACUCCAAGAUUGUAUGAAGUUAAGGAUGAGCGGCAUGCAGAAGCAUUCUUGAAUCGCGAGUCUUUUGCAAACGAGGAAUCACUUCCACUGGGGGAGAGGGUGGCAGCCCUCAGAGAUGAUCGGCGAGUUUCUGCCAUCCCGAGUGAUGUUAAGCUUGGACCUGGAGGUUCGCGUGAGAUUUCUUUUAGGGCUAGAAGCAACUCUAAGUACAAAGAGGACGAGGAUGACGAACAGCGUGGAAAGAGAAGGGGAGUUCAAUCAUUAGGACUAAAACCAAAUGGGCCUGGAUUUGGAGGCCGAGGAGGAAGGGGAGGAAGAGGAGGCCGAGGAAGAGGAGGGAGAGGAGGGCAUCGCGGAAGAGGAAGAAGAGGUGGCCGGUAAACAUUUCAAGCAUUGUAUGAAUGAUUUUGUUUCUUGUUCGACCAAGGAUGCACUCAACAUUGAGACAUAGAGUUGUGCAUUUAUACAACUUUGCCAUUCCGGGGACUUUAUGAUGUGCUACGGAAUCUGUCGUUCUUUAACCCCAAUUUUUACUGAUUGCUGUUUCA
Pyrus x bretschneideri (Chinese white pear) is the source of this 2507-nucleotide messenger RNA. Its product is annotated as nucleolar protein 10. Bases 229 to 2340 code for a protein of 703 amino acids. Lineage: Eukaryota; Viridiplantae; Streptophyta; Magnoliopsida; Rosales; Rosaceae. Gene Ontology annotation, cellular component: 90S preribosome; nucleolus; nucleus. Gene Ontology annotation, molecular function: protein binding. Gene Ontology annotation, biological process: maturation of SSU-rRNA from tricistronic rRNA transcript (SSU-rRNA, 5.8S rRNA, LSU-rRNA). The transcript has 17 exons. The record is from RefSeq and is a predicted model, not a curated record.